AUGCCAUUGCUGAUGAGACCAGGUCCGGUAGUUCGAACUGGUCCUGACGAAGUAAUUGUAAAUGACCCUAGUGUGUUGGAUGUCAUAUAUGGCUUUGGAAGCAAAUUCCAGAAGACUGACUUCUACCGUCUAUUCGGCUUCCCGGACAUAUGGGGCGUCCACGUUUUCAGCACCAUCGAUCGUAACCACCACAGCAAGCUGAGUCGUCACAUUGCGUCAGCAUAUACCAUGACGGCCCUCGUCGAGCUUGAACCUCUGGUGGACGAUUGUAUCGACCUCUUCGUGAAGAAAAUUACCUCACACCUUUCCGACCCGGGUCCGAUGAACAUGGCAAAAUGGUUCCAGUGGUAUGCCUUCGACGUGAUUGGACAGCUCACAUUUUCCACCAAGUUCGGGUUCAUGGAACAGGAAAAGGACAUUGAGAAUGCCACCUGGACAAUCGAUCUCUUAUUGUUCUAUGUAUCUGUCAUUGGGCAGGCGUUCUGGCUUCACUGGCUUCUGCUCGGUAACCCUCUUGUGGCGUGGCUUACCAAGGGUGCUUCCAGCGGGUCGAUCAUCAUGUUUGAACGUCAGAUGGCGAACAAACAGAUCCAAGAUAGACAAGCCCGAGGAUCCAAUCACCGAGACAUGCUCUCUCGUUUCCUCCAGGAGCAUGAGAAGAAGCCUGAUGAGUACACGGUCAAGGACCUUCACACGACCUGUGCAAUGAACAUUGCUGCAGGCUCUGACACCACGGGAAUUGCCUUGACCGCAACCUUGUUCCACCUCUUGAAGAAUCGACACACCCUCCAAAAGCUGCGUGACGAGAUAGAUCGGUUCGAUGACGAUGGCAAGCUGUCCCGGCCAGCGAAACUGGGCGAGACCCAGUCGAUGCCGUAUCUACAGGCGGUGAUCAAAGAGUCCAUGAGAAUCCAUCCGUCCGUGGCCUAUAUCUAUCCACGUUACGUCCCAGAAGGGGGUAUCAUGGUGGCAGGAAAGCACAUUCCUGCUGGAGCGCGUAUCGGAAUGAACGCCUAUAUGAUGCACCGAAACAAAAGCAUAUUCGGAGACGACGUCGAAUUAUUCAGGCCGGAGCGAUGGCUCGGAUGUGACACCAAGCGCAUGGAUCACUACAUGUUCCAGUUCGGCGCGGGUCCCUACACCUGCAUGGGAAAACAUAUCAGCAUUCUCGAGAUCAACAAGGUUAUAGUCGAACUCGUCCGAAUAUUCGACAUCAGCUUGGUCGACCAGGAUUUCGAGUUCAAAUUGACCAACUGGUGGUUCCUGAAACCGGAGGAUUUGCCGUGUGCUUUUACGAAGCGGGACCGCGGCGUACAGGUCCAUGUAUAG
Cladophialophora immunda is the source of this 1329-nucleotide messenger RNA. RefSeq lists its product as uncharacterized. Lineage: Eukaryota; Fungi; Ascomycota; Eurotiomycetes; Chaetothyriales; Herpotrichiellaceae. Bases 1 to 1329 code for a protein of 442 amino acids. The record is from RefSeq and is a predicted model, not a curated record. The transcript is spliced from 6 exons. Gene Ontology annotation, molecular function: iron ion binding; oxidoreductase activity, acting on paired donors, with incorporation or reduction of molecular oxygen; heme binding.